Messenger RNA from Elephantulus edwardii (Cape elephant shrew), 1797 nucleotides. RefSeq names its product T-box 5 (gene TBX5). The record is from RefSeq and is a predicted model, not a curated record. The transcript is spliced from 9 exons. Gene Ontology annotation, biological process: cell fate specification; regulation of transcription by RNA polymerase II; positive regulation of DNA-templated transcription. Gene Ontology annotation, cellular component: nucleus. Gene Ontology annotation, molecular function: DNA-binding transcription factor activity, RNA polymerase II-specific; RNA polymerase II cis-regulatory region sequence-specific DNA binding. Lineage: Eukaryota; Metazoa; Chordata; Mammalia; Macroscelidea; Macroscelididae. The coding region runs from base 131 to 1687 and encodes 518 amino acids.
GGAGCCACCAUGCCCGCGCCCCCGCCUCGCCGCCGGCUUUCCUGCUAGGAACAAGCGCGGAUGCGGUGGAUGCGCCGGCUUCACCCAGCGAGAGCGGAACCGGUCGCGGGCACAGCGCCCUGGGCGCACUAUGGCCGACGCGGACGAGGGCUUUGGCCUGGCGCACACCCCACUGGAUCCAGAUUCCAAGGAGUUGUCCUGUGACUCCAAGCCCGAGAGCGCACUAGGAGCUCCCACCAAGUCCCCCUCGUCCCCACAGGCCGCCUUCACCCAGCAGGGUAUGGAAGGGAUCAAGGUGUUCCUCCAUGAACGGGAGCUGUGGCUGAAAUUCCACGAAGUGGGCACGGAGAUGAUUAUAACCAAGGCUGGAAGGCGGAUGUUUCCCAGUUACAAAGUCAAGGUGACUGGCCUGAACCCCAAAACCAAGUACAUUCUUCUCAUGGAUAUUGUUCCUGCUGACGACCACCGAUACAAGUUCGCCGACAACAAAUGGUCGGUGACCGGGAAAGCCGAGCCCGCCAUGCCCGGCCGCCUCUACGUGCACCCGGACUCGCCGGCCACCGGAGCCCACUGGAUGCGGCAGCUUGUCUCCUUCCAGAAACUGAAGCUCACCAACAACCACCUGGACCCGUUUGGGCAUAUUAUUCUAAACUCCAUGCACAAAUACCAGCCCCGGCUGCAUAUCGUGAAAGCGGAUGAAAAUAAUGGAUUCGGUUCUAAAAACACAGCUUUCUGUACCCACGUCUUUCCUGAGACGGCGUUUAUCGCCGUGACUUCCUACCAGAAUCACAAGAUCACUCAGUUAAAGAUCGAGAAUAAUCCCUUCGCCAAAGGUUUCCGGGGGAGUGAUGACAUGGAGCUGCACAGGAUGUCACGGAUGCAGAGUAAAGAAUACCCAGUGGUUCCCAGGAGCACAGUGAGGCAAAAAGUGGCCUCCAACCAUAGUCCUUUCAGCAGCGAGACCCGGGCUCUCUCCACCUCGUCCAACUUGGGGACCCAGUAUCAGUGUGAGAAUGGAGUCUCCGGCACGUCCCAGGACCUUCUGCCCCCGCCCAACCCGUACCCUCUGUCCCAGGAGCACAGCCAAAUUUACCAUUGCACCAAGAGGAAAGAUGAAGAGUGCUCCACUGCCGAUCACCCCUACAAGAAGCCCUACAUGGAGACAUCACCGAGUGAUGAAGACCCCUUCUACCGGCCCAGCUACCCCCAGCAGCAGAGUCUGAGUGCCUCCUACAGAACUGAGUCUGCCCAGCGACAGGCCUGCAUGUACGCCAGCUCGGCGCCGCCCAGCGAGCCGGUGCCCAGCCUGGAGGACAUCAGCUGUAACACAUGGCCCGGCGUGCCUUCCUACAGCAGCUGCACGGUCACCACUGUGCAGCCCAUGGACAGGCUGCCGUACCAGCACUUCUCGGCUCACUUCACCUCCGGGCCCCUGGUCCCCCGGCUGGCUGGAGUGGCCAACCAUGGCUCCCCACAGCUCGGAGAGGGCAUGUUCCAGCACCAGACCUCCGUGGCCCACCAGCCUGUGGUGAGACAAUGUGGACCACAGACUGGCCUCCAGUCGCCUGGUGGCCUCCAGCCCCCCGAGUUCCUUUACUCUCAUGGCGUGCCCAGGACACUCUCACCACACCAGUACCACUCUGUGCAUGGGGUUGGCAUGGUGCCAGAGUGGAGCGACAAUAGCUAGAGUGUGACUUGGCGUGGCCACGGACAUUCGCUGGAGAGAGACAGAGACAGUAGCACAGAGAACCCUACGGACAAGAUUUUCCACUUCACCCUGUGUCUGUCUGCACUCAA